GCCGCAAAUACUGAAUAAUUGUCUCGUGGAAAGAAGCAAACAAAUGACAAUUGAAAAGUAGUCUAUGAUUUUGGUUCGAGUCCCUGGAAGUUCUCUUCAUGUAUUGGAGAAUUUUUCUGGUUCUUUCAUGUAUUCUGAUGCUUGGAGAAUGUCACCAAAUAGGUUAUUCCCAUCCCAGUAUUUAUACAGUACAAGUUCCCAGAGGACCCGAUAUCCAUGUGAUAUUUGGAAGUAAGGUGGAAGUAGAUAACCGUACCUUAUACAAGGUCUUUUCCACAACCUUAGUUCCUCCAGUGAAUAUAACAGCAGAUAUUCCAGAUUGCAGAGAAUCUGGCUUUGAAGAAACUAGUUUGAAAGUAAAUGAUACUUUGCUGGAUACAAGUUUCGUUCCCAGUUUAUGUCCUCCAGAAAAUGUUUCGUUGACAGAAGGAAGAGUCUAUGAGUCUGUUCAAGGAGGUCAUCGUAUUCAGUUUCAAGGAUAUUUGGAAGAAAGCUCGUUGGAACCCUUUUUGCAAGAUGACGCUCCUGCUUCUUUCCUUACUCAGAUAGGACAAGUGCGACCGGAAGUUUCUCGUUCGUUUGAUAGUCCUGGUUUACACGUCGUGACAAUACCUGAACAUGUCCACAAAGCCAGAGGUUUGGUUAUUGGUGGAGGUGGUGGAGGUGGUGCUGGAGGUUCACGAGUAACGCCUUGUUCUGCUAUUCCCGUUGGUGGAGGUGGUGGUGGCGCAGGUGGCACCGCUUUUGGAGAUACAACUGUAGUACCUGGAAGGAAGCAGAAGCUGUUCGUUGGUAAAGGUGGAGAUGGAGGCAACCCAGGAUAUGGAGGAACAGGCGGAGAAAGUUCGACUUUCAUCGACUUGUCUGGUAGCGGUGGUAGAGGUGGUAACCCUGGUAGUACGAGUGGUCCGGGUAGUGGUGGCGCCGGUGGUAGUGGAAGUGGACCUACUGUAAAAGUUGGAGGUUCUGGAGGCAAUGGAGCAACUUCACGAGGUGGUUCUGGAGGGAAACCAUACGAGUACGAGUUGUAUUCUAAUGGAGAAGGAGGCACAGGAGGAAGUUACUUCGGAGAUGUUGGUCAACCUGGCAAAAAUGGUCUCGUUCACAUUGUUUUUGAACCUUCUUCUUCUGUCAUGGAUUUGGAACAUUUUCAGGAAGAAUAUGAAAAACUAGCUCAACCAUGUGGUUUGUUUUCGGUUAUUGCAGGAGGUCCCUUACAUUUAUAUGAGUCUCCUGAUGACGACAGUGAAACUUUUAGUGACUAGAUGGAUGUUUUGUGAUAAACAAUAGUUGCGUAUUUUGUUGUAUCUCAAUUGAAAUUGAGUACAUCAUUUACCUUUA
Molecule: messenger RNA, 1341 nt
Organism: Galdieria sulphuraria
Lineage: Eukaryota; Rhodophyta; Bangiophyceae; Galdieriales; Galdieriaceae
Exons: 1
Coding region: 138-1265 (375 amino acids)
Source: RefSeq, a predicted model, not a curated record